AUGUCGACCCGACCUUCCUCGUCCCUGACGGGUCACGCGACACCAAUGGAGCCUCGAAAACCCACCACCAGAACGGUGCAACGAAAGGUCUAUGGCAAAAGACGCAAUAAUGCACCAAGAGCUGUCUUUGAGCAGAAGAGCCCGGCAAGAGUAAAUCUUGCUUCCACAAAUAUGGAUGACAGUGUCGAGGCUCUUCAGACGAAGCUGGCUAAGGUGUCAAUCAAUGACGAGGACCCUCAGCAGUACGAUACAGCAGCGAAGGCGGACGAGGCCAAGCAAGGCACGACAACCGAGGUCGGAUCAUCAAACGAGAAAGCGGCCAGCCCAGCAACUACGCCCGAAUCUCUUGACUCUUCCUGUGAACACUCGUCGACCGAAGCGCCGCCGACCAAACCAAAAAACUACGAGACAAUGGUGGAAGUUCGAAUCUGCCGCCAAUCCGGAAAGAAGGCAUCAAAAACUCAACAGAAAAAGGAGGAUAUUCCGGCUACAGAAAUGAGAACACCGAGAAAGAAGAAAUUUCAACCCACCGGGCGAAGAUCAUCCGGGUUCUUCCACGACACCAAAGCAAACGCCUACGUCCGCCCCAUCCUCAACGAAGCCCUCUCCCCGAUUGCAUCCCAAAGCAUCCAGAAGUUCAGCACAUGGGCCUCCCGCUCCGCAACAAUGUUCCACGUUGCCAAACUCGCCGAAGGCUCCUACGGCGAAGUCUACAAACUCCACCUCCGCGACGAAUCCUCCCGACCCCCCGUCUCCAAGUCCAAAUUAGCCAGACUCCGUGCAUACGGCGACGGUGUCUUUAAGGUGGUUCCGCUCUGCGCACAACGCGGACCGCGCUCGAAGAAGUUCACUUCUGUUGCGGAAAUUGUCUCCGAGGUCAAGAUGCUGAAGUAUUUGGAUCCGAUUCCGGGGUUUGCGCGGUUCAGGGAAAUUCAUGUUGUGCAGGGGCGGUUUCCGGAGUCGUUCCAAAAUGCGUGGGAAGAUUAUAAGGAGAGGAAUGACGAUUGUUGGAAUCCAGAUCCGUCUAGUAAGAAGGCGUAUCCGGAUACUCAGAUGUGGGCUAUUAUUGAGAUGGAUGAUGCCGGGUGUGAGUUGGAGAAGUUUUGUUGGUCUUCAGUUUUUCAGAUCUACGAUAUCUUUUGGGGUGUGGCGAUGGCUUUGGCCCGGGCUGAGGAAUAUGCCAUGUUCGAGCAUCGCGAUCUUCACUUGGGCAAUGUUUGUAUCCGGUCCACUCGGCCAGAUGGCAACAUGGAACCACCAACGGAACUCGAUAUUGCUCGCCACGGUUCGGCUAGCGGCUUUGGACACAGCCGCCUCGAGACCACCAUCAUUGACUACUCGCUCUCCCGCGCUGGCCUACGUCUAGCUGAUCUACCGGAUGACCCAGAGGGUGUCGUAGAGAUUACAUCGUCCGAUCUAGACAAGCGCCAGAUUUUCGAUGCAAUCGGCCAAGAUGAGGAUGAGGCUCUGCUGAGAGACACAUAUCGCUAUAUGCGGGCAACAGUCUACACUGGCAUCCCGACUGAAACAGAGGAAACCCCCGACGUCCCAGGUAUCUGGGCCGAGUACGCGCCGCGCACGAAUCUCGUCUGGCUGCUCUUCCUACUCAAGAAUCUCUUGAAGAACCGCAAGCCCGAGCCAACAAUCCCUACUGCCCAGCCAGAACGGAAAGCUCUUGCGACUUGUUCGCCCAACCGAGUAAUGAUGAGCCCGCAGGCAAAGGGCAAGCCGCUUAAGAUGAAAGAUAUCAGCUUGGAAGGUGAUCUUGUUAGGAAGCGACAAACCAAGGACAUUCAAGCCCGAGUCUCACAGCUUAAACGAACUCUCGAGGAUAGACUGAAGUUUGUCCUUGACCUCUUGGAUCUCGAGCACGGUCACGAGGAUAUGUGCUGCGCAGCUGAUCUGGUUGCUUACGCGAUGGACUCGCAGUGGCUUUCUGAACAAGACUUUUUCUAA
This is a messenger RNA of Penicillium daleae, 1956 nucleotides long. RefSeq lists its product as uncharacterized. The transcript is spliced from 2 exons. The coding region runs from base 1 to 1956 and encodes 651 amino acids. Gene Ontology annotation, molecular function: histone H3T3 kinase activity. The record is from RefSeq and is a predicted model, not a curated record. Gene Ontology annotation, biological process: mitotic cell cycle; intracellular signal transduction. Gene Ontology annotation, cellular component: nucleus; cytoplasm. NCBI's taxonomy places the organism in Eukaryota, Fungi, Ascomycota, Eurotiomycetes, Eurotiales, Aspergillaceae.